Closterium sp. NIES-65 is the source of this 1200-nucleotide messenger RNA. NCBI's taxonomy places the organism in Eukaryota, Viridiplantae, Streptophyta, Zygnematophyceae, Desmidiales, Closteriaceae. The record is from the annotation of a GenBank genome assembly.
AUGGUCUGCAAGAGGCUCCUCCACCAUGUCGCCUCCUUCCCCGUGAGUCUCUCACUGAUCCCCAUGAGUCUCUCAUUGCUCCCCGUGAGUCUCUCAUUGCUCCCCGUGAGUCUCUCAUUGCUCCCCUUCAGUCUCUCAUUGCUCCCCUUCAGUCUCUCAUUGCUCCCCGACUUGGAGCCCAUGACGCUGCCUAUCAACCCCCAAGACCCCUCGCUCACACGUCCCUCGGGAGCGCUCUCUUUGUUCCUCAGGCACGCGCCUCACACGCCCCUUAAUGUCCUUCUCAACAGCUCACAGGACCUGCACUGCCUCGGCCGUCUCUUGGGUCCCUCUGCACGCUCCCUCACAAACCUGUCCCUUGGGCUCAGGGAAGCUUUCGAGAGAGUUGAGCCUAUCAUGAGGGAGUUGCAGCAUCUGGGCGUUCUUGAGGAGUUUGUGCCUAUGAUCGAUCAGAAUCAGCCGAUGAAUCCGGCCGUUCUCGAGGAGUUUCAGCAGCUGCAUCAGCUGAAUUUAGACCGUGGGAUCUGGCAACUAGGCAAGCUGAAUCCAGCUAGUUUCGGGGCUUUAAGGAGUCUCAGCGUCCACGAUUUCGAGUGCGGCAAAAAAUCUCUGUCCUUUCUUUCGUCGGUCACACCGCAGCUGCAUGAACUCGCUCUCGCCGCCUCCAACAAAAGCUCUGGCUUUACCACCGUCACCCUCGAUUUCAAGCUCACCGCUGCUCGAUCUAUCACAGUCUGCUUUGACCAUCAAUCGCUCCACCUCCGCUUCGCCCUGCCUGCCUCGUUGAAGGCCUUCUCUGCCACUGCGUUGGUUCUCAACGUGGAUUGCACAUGCAACAGCCGGCUCUCUCUCGACUCGCUCUCUCUCAUUGGCUACUCGCAGCUUCUCGUUUCUUCGCUCCCAUUGGCUGCCGCCAAAUCCGUCUACUUGAACGGAGGAGCAAGCACCCAAGAAGACCAGUGGCGUGCUUUUCCCGGUUCCAAUCUCGAACCCCACCGCACCGUGACCAACCUGCUCAGUAGGAUAGCGCCAACCGUGGAGGAGCUUGUGUUGAGGUACGGCUGGCCUCUGGAGGGCGUGCGUGUGGAGUGGAGCCGCCUGCGUUGCGUUUUCGUUGGUAUAGAUCCACAUGAUGGCAGUGGGGGUGGCAGUGGUGGGCAUCUGGCGUGCUUCUACAGCUGUGGUGCUGUGGUGUCAUAA